AUGAUGGCCGAUCACUUAGACGAACCGCCCCAGAAGCGGGUCAAAAUGGAUCCAACGGAUAUCUCCUACUUUCUGGAGGAGAAUCUGCCAGACGAGCUGGUGUCCUCGAACAGCGGCUGGUCGGAUCAGCUGACCGGCGGAGCAGGCGGCGGCAAUGGAGGCGGCGGCGCCUCCGGCGUGACCACAAACUCCACAUCCGGACCAAAUCCCGGCGGGGGACCCAAUAAGCCGGCUGCCCAGGGACCAGGAGGACCUGGCUCCGGGCCUGGCGGCGUUGGCGUCGGCGUCAAUGUGGGCGUCGGCGGUGUUGUCGGCGUCGGCGUUGUGCCUUCCCAGAUGAACGGAGCCGGCGGCGGCAACGGAUCCGGCACAGGCGGCGACGACGGCAGCGGCAACGGCUCCGGUGCGGGCAACAGGAUCAGCCAAAUGCAGCACCAGCAGCUGCACCACCUGCUUCAGCAGCAGCAGCAGGGCCAGAAGGGCGCCAUGGUGGUGCCCGGGAUGCAGCAGCUGGGCAGCAAGUCGCCAAACCUCCAGUCGCCCAACCAAGCCGGCAUGCAGCAGGUGGUGGGCACCCAGAUGAGUAUGGUCAACUCGAUGCCCAUGUCGAUAUCGAAUAAUGGCAACAAUGGCAUGAAUGCCAUACCAGGCAUGAACACCAUUGCCCAGGGCAAUCUGGGAAACAUGGUGCUGACAAACAGCGUGGGCGGCGGCAUGGGCGGCAUGGUCAAUCAUCUGAAGCAGCAGCCAGGCGGCGGUGGCGGCGGUAUGAUCAAUGCCGUCUCCGUACCAGGUGGACCCGGAGCGGGACCUGGUGGCGUUGGCGCUGGCGGCGGCGGAGCAGUUACCCCCAACCAGGGCAUGCACAUGCAGAAUGGCCCCAUGAUGGGCCGGAUGGUGGGGCAACAGCAUAUGCUCCGUGGCCCCCAUCUCAUGGGCGCUGCGGGUGGAGCCGGCGGACCAGGCAAUGGACCAGGUGGCGGAGGACCACGCAUGCAGAAUCCCAAUAUGCAAAUGGGUCAACUCAACAGUCUGCCUUAUGGAGUGGGUCAGUAUGGAGGCCCUGGCGGUGGCAACAAUCCCCAGCAGCAACAGCAGCAGCAACUUCUCGCCCAGCAGAUGGCCCAAAGAGGCGGAGUUGUGCCGGGAAUGCCACAGGGUAACCGACCAGUCGGCACUGUGGUGCCCAUGUCCACACUCGGAGGCGAUGGAUCCGUGCCCGCUGGUCAGUUGGUCAGUGGGAAUCCACAGCAGCAGCAGCAGAUGCUGGCGCAGCAGCAAUCCGGAGCCAUGGGCCCGCGACCUCCGCAACCCAACCAACUGCUAGGUCAUCCAGGGCAGCAGCAGCAGCAACAGCAGCAACCAGGAACCUCGCAGCAGCAACAGCAGCAGCAGCAGGGAGUGGGACUGGGAGGAGCUGGUGUUGUGGCCAAUGCAGGAGCAGUUGCUGGCGUGCCGGCAGUGGCAGGCGGUGGAGCUGGAGGCGCCGUGCAAGCGAGUGGCCCUGGUGGCGCCAAUCGCGAUGUGCCCGACGAUCGGAAGCGACAGAUCCAGCAGCAACUGAUGCUCCUGCUCCAUGCCCACAAGUGCAACCGCAGGGAGAACCUCAACCCGAACAGAGAGGUGUGCAACGUCAACUACUGCAAAGCGAUGAAAUCCGUGCUGGCCCACAUGGGCACCUGCAAGCAGAGCAAGGACUGCACCAUGCAGCAUUGUGCCUCCUCGCGCCAGAUUCUGCUGCACUACAAAACGUGCACGAACAGUGGCUGCAUCAUUUGCUAUCCCUUUCGGCAGAAUCAUUCGGUUUUUCAAAACGCGAGUGUUCCACCUGGUGGCGGCCCGGCCGGAAUAGCAGGUGCACCACCAGGAGCCGGCGGAGCGGCUGGUGGAGCAGCCGGAGCAGGCGGUAAUCUUCAGCAGCAGCAGCAGCAACAACAGCAGCAGCAACAGAACCAACAGCCUAAUCUCUCCGGUCUGGUGGUGGACGGCAAGCAAGGACAGCAGGUGGCACCGGGAGGUGGUCAGAACACUGCCAUAGUUCUUCCCCAACAGCAGGGAGCGGGCGGAGCACCGGGUGCGCCCAAAACGCCAGCCGACAUGGUCCAACAGUUGACCCAACAGCAGCAGCAGCAGCAACAGCAGGUGCACCAGCAGCAGGUCCAGCAGCAGGAGCUCCGUCGCUUCGAUGGCAUGGGCCAGGUCGGCUUAUCGCCCGUACCAGCCGGUGGAAUGCAACAGCAGCAGCAGCAAGGAUUGCCUCCUGUGAUUCGCAUGCAAGGCGCUCAGCCGGCUGCCAGGGUCCUCGGACCCGGUGGUCCAGGCGGUCCAAGUGGACCAAAUGUCCUGCCAAACGACGUGAACAGCCUGCAUCAACAACAGCAACAGAUGCUCCAACAGCAGCAGCAGGGCCAGAACCGACGACGCGGUGGCCUGGCCACUAUGGUGGAGCAACAGCAGCAGCAGCAACCCAAUCCCGCCCAGCUGGGUGGCAACAUUCCAGCACCACUCUCUGUCAACGUCGGUGGCUUUGGCAAUGCCAAUUUCGUUGGUGCCGCAGCUGGCGGAGCUGUUGGAGCCAAUGACAAGCAGCAGCUGAAGGUGGCCCAAGUACAUCCGCAGAGCCAUGUGGUUGGCGGAGCGGGCGGAGCAACGGCGGGUGCUGGAGCGAGCGGUGGCCAAGUGGCAGCUGGUUCCAGUGUCCUGAUGCCGGCCGAUACCACUGGCAGUGGCAACGCGGGCAAUCCCAAUCAGAACGCUGGAGGCGGUGGAACUGGAACUGCCGGCGGUGGUGGCAAUGGCGGCAACACUGGAGCUCCGGGCGACAACGAGAAGGACUGGCGGGAAUCGGUGACCGCCGAUCUGCGCAACCAUCUCGUCCACAAACUGGUGCAGGCCAUCUUUCCCACCUCGGAUCCCACCACCAUGCAGGACAAGCGGAUGCACAAUCUCGUCUCGUAUGCGGAGAAGGUCGAGAAGGACAUGUACGAGAUGGCCAAGUCCAGGUCCGAGUACUAUCACCUGCUGGCCGAGAAGAUUUACAAGAUCCAGAAGGAGCUGGAGGAGAAGCGACUGAAGCGCAAGGAGCAGCACCAGCAGAUGUUGAUGCAGCACCAGGGCGUUGCGAAUCCGGCGGCAGGAGGAGCAGGAGGCGCAGCUGGCGGCGCGGGUAGUGCAGCUGGCGGUGCUGGCGGAGUAGUUCUUCCCCAGCAGCAGCAACAACAGCAGCAGGGUCAGCCAGGACAGCAGCAGCAGCAGCCUCUGCAGGGCUGCAUUCAUCCCAGCAUCAGUCCCAUGGGCGGUGUGAUGCCGCCGCAGCAGUUGCGUCCGCAGGGCCCACCAGGAAUACUGGGUCAGCAGACGGGUGCAGCUCUCGGCGUCGGCGGUGUGGGUGUCACCAACAACAUGGUGACCAUGCGCAGUCACUCGCCCGGCGGCAACAUGCUCGCCUUGCAGCAGCAGCAGCGCAUGCAGUUCCCGCAGCAACAACAACAGCAGCAGCAACCGCCCGGCUCUGGAGCCGGCAAAAUGUUGGUCGGUCCACCCGGACCCAGUCCCGGUGGCAUGGUGGUCAAUCCGGCGCUAUCGCCCUACCAGACGACCAAUGUGCUCACCAGUCCGGUGCCGGGACAGCAGCAACAGCAGCAGUUCAUCAAUGCGAACGGCGGCACAGGCGCCAAUCCUCAGCUGAGCGAGAUCAUGAAGCAGCGACACAUCCACCAACAGCAACAGCAGGCGCAACAACAACAGGCGCAGCAGCAGGGAAUGUUGCUGCCGCAAUCGCCCUUCAGCAAUGCCACGCCCCUGCAACAGCAGCAACAGGCGACCAGCAACAGCUUUAGCUCGCCAAUGCAGCAGCAACAGCAGCAGCAACAAGGUCAGCAGCAGCAACAACAAAAGCCCGGCAGUGUGCUUAACAACAUGCCGCCCACGCCCACGAGUCUGGAGGCGCUCAAUGCGGGGGCUGGAGCGCCCGGAACGGGUGGAUCCGCCUCCAAUGUGACGGUUUCAGCUCCGAGCCCAUCGCCUGGCUUCCUGUCCAACGGCCCCUCGAUCGGCACGCCCUCCAACAACAACAAUAGCAGCAGUGCUAACAACAACCCGCCCUCGGUGAGCAGUCUCAUGCAACAGCCGCUGAGCAAUCGGCCGGGUACGCCUCCCUACAUACCCGCCUCCCCAGUGCCGGCGACCAGUGCCUCCGGAUUGGCGGCGAGCAGUACACCCGCCUCGGCAGCAGCCACCUGUGCGAGUAGCGGCAGUGGCAGCAACAGCAACAGCAGUGGAGGAGCCACUGCGGCGGGUGCCAGCUCCACGUCAUCAUCAUCUUCCUCGGCGGGCUCGGGUACACCGCUCAGCUCUGUGUCCACUCCCACCUCGGCCACAAUGGCCACCAGCAGUGGUGGAGGAGGAGCAGGUGGAUCAUCUACCACACCCGCUAGCAAUCCACUGCUCCUCAUGUCUGGGGGAACGGCCGGAGGUGGAGCGGGAGCGACGACGACCACUUCGACGUCGUCGAGCAGUCGCAUGAUGAGCAGCUCCAGCAGUCUAUCCUCCCAGAUGGCUGCCCUGGAGGCUGCGGCGCGGGACAACGACGACGAGACACCCUCGCCAUCUGGCGAAAAUACCAACGGCAGUGGUGGUAGUGGAAAUGCUGGCGGUAUGGCCUCCAAGGGCAAGCUGGACUCCAUCAAGCAGGAUGACGAUAUCAAGAAGGAGUUCAUGGACGACAGCUGUGGCGGGAACAACGACAGCUCCCAGAUGGACUGCUCGACGGGCGGCGGCAAGGGAAAGAAUGUGAACAACGACGGCACCAGCAUGAUCAAAAUGGAGAUCAAAACGGAAGAUGGUCUCGAUGGCGAGGUGAAGAUUAAAACCGAGGCCAUGGAUGUGGACGAAGCUGGAGGUUCGACGACCGGAGACCAUCAUGGUGAAGGUGGUAGUGGUGUUGGCGGCGGCAAGGACAACAUCAAUGGCGCCCACGAUGGUGGAGCGGCAGGCAGUGCGGUGGAUAUAAAGCCCAAGACGGAUACGAAACCACUCGUACCGGAGCCACUGGCCCCCAAUGCGGGUGAUAAGAAAAAGAAAUGCCAAUUCAAUCCCGAAGAGCUGCGCACCGCUUUGCUACCAACGCUGGAGAAGCUUUACAGGCAGGAGCCCGAAUCCGUGCCGUUUCGCUAUCCCGUCGAUCCCCAGGCCCUGGGCAUUCCCGACUACUUUGAGAUCGUUAAGAAGCCCAUGGACCUGGGCACCAUACGCACCAAUAUCCAGAACGGCAAGUACAGUGAUCCCUGGGAGUAUGUGGAUGAUGUUUGGCUGAUGUUCGACAAUGCCUGGCUGUAUAACCGCAAGACAUCGCGGGUCUAUCGUUAUUGCACAAAGCUUUCCGAAGUCUUUGAGGCAGAGAUCGAUCCUGUAAUGCAAGCCCUCGGUUAUUGCUGCGGCAGGAAGUACACGUUCAAUCCACAGGUGCUUUGCUGCUACGGCAAGCAGCUGUGCACGAUUCCACGGGAUGCGAAGUACUACAGCUAUCAGAACAGUCUAAAGGAAUACGGUGUCGCCUCAAAUAGAUACACCUACUGCCAAAAGUGCUUUAACGACAUCCAGGGCGAUACGGUCACACUGGGCGACGAUCCUCUGCAAUCGCAAACCCAAAUCAAGAAGGACCAGUUCAAGGAGAUGAAGAACGAUCACCUGGAGCUGGAGCCGUUCGUCGAUUGCCAGGAGUGCGGGCGCAAGCAGCACCAGAUCUGUGUGCUCUGGCUGGAUUCGAUUUGGCCCGGCGGCUUUGUGUGCGACAACUGCCUGAAGAAGAAAAACUCGAAGCGGAAGGAGAACAAGUUCAACGCGAAGCGCCUGCCCACCACCAAGCUGGGCGUGUACAUAGAGACCCGGGUGAACAACUUCCUGAAGAAGAAGGAGGCGGGCGCCGGCGAGGUGCACAUCCGUGUGGUCAGCUCGUCGGACAAGUGCGUGGAGGUGAAGCCCGGCAUGCGGCGACGAUUCGUGGAGCAGGGCGAGAUGAUGAACGAGUUCCCGUAUCGGGCCAAGGCCCUCUUCGCCUUCGAGGAGGUGGACGGCAUCGAUGUCUGCUUCUUUGGCAUGCACGUCCAGGAGUAUGGCUCGGAGUGCCCGGCGCCGAAUACUCGCCGUGUUUACAUCGCCUACCUGGACUCCGUUCAUUUCUUCCGGCCACGACAAUACCGUACGGCUGUAUAUCACGAGAUCCUGCUCGGCUACAUGGACUAUGUGAAGCAGCUGGGCUACACCAUGGCCCACAUCUGGGCCUGCCCGCCCUCGGAGGGCGACGACUACAUCUUCCACUGCCAUCCCACGGACCAAAAGAUUCCAAAGCCCAAGCGCCUGCAGGAGUGGUACAAGAAGAUGCUCGACAAGGGCAUGAUCGAACGCAUCAUACAGGACUACAAGGACAUCCUGAAGCAGGCGAUGGAGGACAAGCUGGGCUCCGCCGCCGAGCUGCCCUACUUUGAGGGCGACUUCUGGCCCAAUGUGCUGGAGGAGAGCAUCAAGGAGCUGGACCAGGAGGAGGAGGAGAAGCGCAAGCAGGCCGAGGCCGCCGAGGCAGCGGCUGCAGCGAAUCUUUUCUCCAUCGAGGAGAACGAGGUCAGCGGCGAUGGCAAGAAGAAGGGCCAGAAGAAGGCCAAGAAGUCAAACAAAUCGAAGGCGGCGCAGCGUAAGAACAGCAAAAAGUCCAAUGAGCACCAAUCGGGCAACGAUCUCUCCGCCAAAAUCUAUGCGACCAUGGAGAAGCACAAGGAGGUCUUCUUUGUGAUCCGUCUGCACUCCGCUCAGUCGGCAGCGAGCUUAGCGCCCAUCCAGGAUCCCGAUCCGCUGCUCACAUGUGAUCUGAUGGACGGACGCGAUGCCUUCCUGACCCUCGCCCGCGACAAGCACUUUGAGUUCUCAUCGCUGCGGCGCGCCCAGUUCUCGACGCUGUCCAUGUUGUACGAGCUGCAUAACCAGGGCCAGGAUAAGUUCGUUUACACCUGCAACAAUUGCAAGACGGCGGUGGAGACUCGAUUCCACUGCACCGUCUGUGAUGACUUCGAUCUGUGCAUCGUCUGCAAGGAGAAGGUCGGCCAUCCGCACAAAAUGGAGAAGCUCGGCUUCGACAUCGACGACGGCUCUGCGCCGGCGGAUCACAAGCAGGCCAAUCCGCAGGAGGCCCGCAAGCAGUCAAUCCAGCGGUGCAUCCAAUCCCUGGUGCACGCCUGCCAGUGUCGCGACGCCAACUGCCGUCUGCCCUCGUGCCAGAAGAUGAAGCGCGUCGUCCAGCACACGAAGAACUGCAAGCGCAAGACCAACGGAGGCUGCCCAAUUUGCAAGCAGCUCAUCGCCCUCUGCUGCUACCAUGCCAAGCACUGUCAGGAGCAGAAAUGCCCCGUGCCCUUCUGUCCCAACAUCAAGCACAAGCUCAAGCAGCAGCAGCUCCAGCAGAAACUCCAACAGCAACAGCUGCUGCGUCGUCGUGUGGCGCUCAUGUCCCGGACAGCAGCUCCGGCUGCCCUGCCCGGUCCCGCUGCCGUCAGCGGCCCGGCCGUGGUCGCUGGCGGAGUGCCCGUGGUGGGGAUGUCCGGCGUGGCGGUUAGCCAGCAGGUGAUACCCGGCCAGGCGGGCAUAUUGCCGCCUGGAGCGGGUGCCAUGUCGCCGUCCACAGUGGCAGUGCCGUCGCCCGUUUCGGGCGCUGGCGGAGCCGUUGGCAUGGGUGGCAUGACCUCACCACAUCCACAUCAGCCGGGCAUUGGGAUGAAACCAGGUGGCGGUCACUCACCGUCGCCGAAUGUCCUGCAGGUGGUGAAGCAAGUCCAGGAGGAGGCGGCCCGUCAGCAGGUCUCGCAUGGCGGUAACUUCGGCAAAGGUGUGCCAAUGGCGCCGCCGCAGAUGAAUCGACCGAUGGGAGGCGCCGGACCCAAUCCGAAUGUUGUCAAUCAGCUGGGCGGCAUGGGCGUCGGUGUUGGUGGAGUUGGUGGCGUCGGUGUCGGCGGAGUUGGAGGAGUGGGUGUUGGACAACUAAGCGCGGGCGGCGGUGGCAAUCCACCCGGGGGCCCUGGUGUUCCCGGCUCUGGUAACUGCGGCAUGAACGUGAACCACCUGCUGUCCAUGGAUCAGUGGGGCGGAAGCGGUGCCGGCGGCGGAGGAGCCAAUCCGGGCGGCGGUAAUCCCCAGGCGCGCUAUGCCAACAACGCCAGCGGCAUGCGCCAGCCCUCGCAGCUGAUGCAGACGAAUCUGAUACCGCCGCAGCAGCAGCAACAGAUGAUGGGCGGCCUGGGCGGACCCAAUCAGCUGGGUGGUGGCCAAAUGGCCGUCGGCGGUCAGCACGGAGGCAUGGGCAUGGGGAUGGGAGCACCGCCAAUGGCCGGAACUGUGGGCGGCGUGCGUCCACCACCCGGAGCCGGCGGUGGCGGAGGAAGUGCCACUGGCGGCGGCCUAAACACCCAGCAACUCGCCCAGAUCAUGCAGAAGAUCAAGAACAAUCCCACCAACGAGAGCAACCAGCACAUUCUCACAAUCCUGAAGCAAAAUCCCCAGAUCAUGGCGGCGAUCAUCAAGCAGCGCCAACAGAGCCACCAGUCGCAGAUCAAUGCGGCGGCGGGCGGAGGAGCACCCGGCCCCGGCGGUGGAGCUCUGCAGCAGCAACAGGCGGGCAACGGGCCGCAGAAUACCCAGCAGCAGCAGCAACAACAGCAACAACAGCAGCAGCAGCAACAGGUGAUGCAGCAGCAGCAGAUGCAGCACAUGAUGAACCAGCAGCAGGGCGGCGGCGGUCCACAGCAGAUGAAUCCCAACCAGCAGCAGCAGCAGGUCAAUCUCAUGCAGCAGCAAGGCGGGCCGGGAGGACCCGGCACUGGACAACCCCAUCGCAUGCCCAACAUGCAGAACGCAGCCAUGAUGCUGCAGAGCCUGCCGCCCAACAUGUCGCCCGGCGUCUCCACGCAGGGAGGAAUGGUGCCAAACCAGAACUGGAACAAGAUGCGCUACAUGCAGAUGAACCAGUACCCGCCACCGUAUCCGCAGCGCCAGCGAGGUCCGCACAUGGGCGGAGCGGGACCCGGUCCCGGCCAGCAGCAGUUCCCCGGCGGCGGCGGCGGCGGAGCGGGUAACUUCAAUGCGGGCGGAGCUGGCGGCGCUGGCGGCGUCGUGGGAGUGGGCGGAGUGCCUGGAGGAGCAGGAGCCGUGCCCGGCGGCGAUCAAUACUCGAUGGCCAAUGCGGCGGCGGCCUCCAACAUGCUGCAGCAGCAGCAGGGCCAGGUGGGCGUCGGAGUUGGCGUCGGAGUGGGCGUGGGCGUGAAGCCAGGACCCGGACAACAGCAACAGCAGAUGGGCGUCGGGAUGCCGCCGGGAAUGCAGCAGCAGCAGCAACAGCAGCAGCAGCAGCAACAACAACCGCUCCAGCAGCAGCAGAUGAUGCAGGUGGCCAUGCCGAAUGCGAAUGCCCAGAAUCCGUCGGCGGUGGUCGGAGGACCCAAUGCCCAGGUGAUGGGUCCACCGACGCCGCACUCGCUUCAGCAGCAGCUGAUGCAAUCGGCCCGCUCCUCGCCGCCCAUCCGUUCGCCGCAGCCAACGCCAUCGCCACGGUCAGCGCCAUCGCCACGUGCUGCUCCAUCCGCCUCGCCACGGGCCCAGCCCUCGCCGCACCAUGUGAUGAGCCAUUCGCCGGCGCCGCAGGGACCACCGCACGACGGAAUGCACAAUCACGGCAUGCACCAUCAGUCGCCGCUGCCAGGAGUGCCCCAGGAUGUGGGUGUGGGCGUCGGCGUUGGCGUCAAUGUCGGUGUGGGUAAUGUCGGAGUGGGCAAUGCGGGUGGCGCCCUGCCCGACGCCUCCGACCAGCUGACCAAGUUUGUGGAGCGACUCUAGUGCAGCAGCAACAGCAGCGGCAGCAGCAGCAGCUACAAUGGGUGGUAGCCGUGGCCCAGGGGCUAGACUGAUUGAAUCACCAACCAGACGACGACGACGACGAGGAUCCACAUCAGCAUCAUCGUCAUCAGCCAGCAGGGAUCACCAGUGUGUGUUAAACUUUAAACGACCUAUUGCGUACUAUUAUAUAAUUAUUUUUUUUAUCAAAAGCACCCCCUAAUUGUAUAGCGUUAUCAUGAUUAUAAACCAAGCAACUAUCACACCUAAUUUGUACUGUAGCCUAAGAUAUCCAACUUCCCACAACCCCCAUUCAUCCGAGCACCCACACCCCUUACUUUAAGUCUAGGACAAAAUUUGAACAAACGAUUAUGAUUCGAUUUCCAAUUUAAGCCCGCGCGAUUAAGUAAAUAUAUAAAUCAUAUAUUUCAUAUGCUCUAAUAACACACACACCAUGUAUUAAUUAAUUAAUGAAUGCAAUUCGUUGUUCAACCAAACCGAAAUAGAAAAGCAUGAGAUGAUCAGGAUCAGGAUUGGAGGAUUAGUAGGAUGAGGAGGCGACACAUGGGCAGACCUCGAUGUGACAACGUUUAAAACGUUGAGCGAAAGCUGAAAAACCUUUCCUUAGUAACUUACAUUUUAAGCAGCAGCGAAUGUCGAAAUGUUUUGUAACGUAAAAUUAUUUAUUUUGUGACAGAAGCGAACAAACGAAUCAAGCAUGUUUGUAAAGAUUGAGAGAUUGAGUGUUGUAAAGUUGAAUUAAGUUUUUUGUACCCUUGUAGUGUUGUAAGCCAGUUGACAGACGACGAUGACGACGACAAUUCACCCGACCAUCCGCAUCCGCACAAGAAAUAUAUAGCCUAUAGUGAACAUGUGCCUGUUGGCGAUCGGCAGUUGAUUAAGUGCUCCUUAUAGGAGCUUCAAAUUGGGAACACGCAUAGAGUAAAUACAUAUUUUUAUACACAAAUCGAACGGAAUAGGAAUCUGAAACGUAAUCGUAAUCGCAGUCUGAAUCGAAAUCGGGGAUCCUCAUCCUUUUAGCCUCGCCGCCGCCCCUUAAUCAUCUUAACCCAAGAAUCACUUCCAGUUGACAGACAACAAUAAGUAUAACCAAGGAUGAGGAGGAUGAUAAUGAUAAUGAUAUUGAUAACGAUUAUAACGCAACCGCAAACGCAAUUAGGAGAAUCAGGAAUCAGGACAGUAGCAAACGAAACACCAAACAGUUUAGCAGAGGAGUGGGAUGACCGGGGUAGCGAUACGAAAGGAGUAUGAUUAACAAGAGCAACAAAAUAGCAAUAGCCAAAAUGCUUUGAAAACAGAUUUAGGGUACUUGAGCUAACUAAGGAACUAACAUUUACAACAUAUAUAUAUUAUGAUGAUUAUGCAUACGUAGGACGACAACAAAUUAGAGUUGUAAUUUCUAACAAAUUGUUCACGAAUUGAUUGUUUAUAUUGAUUAAGGAUUUUAGUCGUUUAAGAAUUUCGCCCCCUUUGUGUGUGUGUAUGCAUGAGUGCGGUCGUUUUGCGUGUGUGUGUGUGUGCGUGUGCGCGCGUUCCUAAUUCCUCAAUUUUACAUCCAUUUAUUUUCGAACCUAAUUGUAUAUAUACUAUACCAUAAUAACUUGACGUUUUACUUAGUAUUUGAUUUUGUGAUAGCCAAAAGAAAGGGAUGAGGGAGCGCCAACAGAACCCCCAUUUGUCUCAAAAGCAGAAAGCAGGAUUUUUUACGGGGGAUACGCAGGAUUGAUUGCUAUUUAUUAACGCUAAAACAAAGGAAAACAAACAAAAAACCAUUUAGGCUAUAAAAUUUUAGGCUUAAACGCGAUUUAGUUAUAUCACUAUUUAUUAGACCGUAGUCUGUAGUUUCCAACUGGGUUCUUAUAUCAUGUCUAACUAUUAUAUUUUUGUACAUCUAAGAUGGUAUCUCGGAGGAGGGGAGGAUAGUGGUAUUGUUUCCGUUUUCAAACUGUUUUCAUUCUACCAGUUGCCGCCGCCCAAGAAUCAGAAAGAGACAGAAGACAGCGAGAGAGCGAGACAGUAGAUGAGGAGGGGAUUUUGUAAAUUUUAGAUACUAGGAAUACUACUUAUUCACUGCGCAUAAAAAUGCCUUCGAUUGCGAGAUCAGCAAGUAACUAACAUUAAUGUAAAUACCCAACACACACACACACACACAUACGAAUACAAAUACAAAUACAGAAAUACAGAUAUAUAUUAAUAUAUAAUAUAUAUUUACCGAUUACUGAUUACCGAUUACUGAUAGGUGUAGUAGGUCACAUGUACGCGACAGUUUGUAAAAUCCAAUGCCCUAGUUCGUAAGCCGCGCAUAUAUCGAAAGAAUCGGUUAUAUCGUUUAUAUAUAGAUCGAUCUACACCGCCACACACACAUAUGGCAUAAAAAUAUAUAUAUAAAUAUAUCGGGAUAUAUACUUUUAGUUAGUGUGUUUUUAAACGAAACGCGCAUAGUUUCCUUAGCUAAGCGAAAGACAACAAAAAAUAAGAAAACCAACUAAAAAAGCUGCGCCUGCCACCGAUAAAACCGAUAAACAUAAAAAAAGAAAGGACGAGGAGAAAAGGAACCCACGCUGCGCUGCACACAAUCAAAAAAAAAAACAAAAAACAGACACCAAAAAACAAAAACUAAAAAUAAAGCAAGUUAAAGUAAAUAUUAUUAUAUAGAAACGAAAACAUACUCAAGUCACUGGGCUCUGCCGCCGAAUGCCUUUGUACUUUUAACGUAUGGAACAAUGAUCGGUAAUUGAUUAUCGACAAUCGUCGAUCGGUAAUAGUUGCGAUAACAAGACGCUGCCUUCAAAACGCAGACGCCGCGUGCUGGUGCAAAACAAAAAAAGAAAGUUAUCGGAUUAGCGGGCGCAGCGUUUAAUUUUUAAGUCAACCCACGAUAGUAACCAAAAAAAUAAGGAAGAUCUGAGAGAGAAGGAGACGGAGAGAGAAAGAGCUGCUUGCCGUCUUUUCUGCGCAUUGUUUUUGUUUUUAUACCACACACAGUCAGCAGCAAUGAACAAAGUUAUGGGUGUGAAAGAGAGCGAGAGAAAGCGAGUGGCUGAGUGAGUGUGCGAGUGCGAGUGGUAAAGACACAUCAAUUAUCGUUUUUAAACCGUUUUGUGUGAGAGCGACGAAGCGAGCGAAAGAAAGAAAGUUAGAGAGAGAGAGCAUAUUCCAAAACUAUUUGUGAUUACAAUUAUAUAUGAUGAUGAAAAGAGGAAGAAGUAGGAGGAGGAGGAGGAGGAGGAGGAGGAGAAAGGAUGCGAAGAAAGCCGGAAGCCAGAAAUCCAGAAAACUUAGAAGCAACACAAAACGCAUUAACCGGAUGAUACCUAGAGUCUAAGCCUUAGUCUAAAACCAGCGCUAUAUACACAUUUAUAUCUACUUAGGUACGAUCGAUCACACGAGAGCGCGGGAUAUAUAUAUAUAUAUACAUAUAAAUAGUUAAGUCCACGAUUGUAAAUUAUAAAUGAACAUUUAUUCUAAAUGCAGUAGCAGCGGAAAAAAAACGAAAAUCGUUAACCGGAAGACGAAGACGAAGCACUUUGCUAAACGCGUUUAUUAUUAUGCAUACAAAAUGUAAUUUCUUAUAACAAAAA
Drosophila suzukii is the source of this 13472-nucleotide messenger RNA. It is a transcript of the gene nej, whose product is annotated as CREB binding protein nejire. NCBI's taxonomy places the organism in Eukaryota, Metazoa, Arthropoda, Insecta, Diptera, Drosophilidae. Gene Ontology annotation, molecular function: histone acetyltransferase activity; chromatin DNA binding; zinc ion binding. Gene Ontology annotation, biological process: positive regulation of transcription by RNA polymerase II. The record is from RefSeq and is a predicted model, not a curated record. Gene Ontology annotation, cellular component: transcription regulator complex; histone acetyltransferase complex.